CAAAAAAAAAAAAAAGUUUCGGGGUCUAUAAAGGAAUUUGCAACGGCAGCAGAAUCCAUCAACACUGAGAUUUCCACUCUCUUCUUCUUUCACUUCACUCACACUCCAUUAAUGGCUUCCACCUCGCUCUUCUGCCUCGCCUUUACUCUUCUUCUCUUCCAAGCUUCAGCAACAACCGUGACAAUGUACAACAAGUGUGCACACCCAGUUUGGCCAGGGAUCCAACCAAGCGCAGGCCAAAAGCUCAUCGCCGGUGGCGGAUUCAAGCUCCUUCCCAACAAAGCCUUCACUCUCCAACUCCCCUCGCUUUGGUCCGGACGUUUCUGGGGCCGCCAUGGCUGCGCCUUCGACCGGUCGGGACGCGGCCGCUGCGCCACCGGCGACUGCGGUGGUUCCCUCCUCUGCAACGGCCUCGGCGGUGCUCCUCCGGCGACUCUUGCCGAGAUCACCCUCGGUAACGACAAGGACUUCUAUGACGUCAGCCUCGUCGAUGGGUACAACCUGGCGAUGUCGAUCCAACCGGUGAAAGGGUCGGGACAAUGCAGCUACGCCGGUUGCGUGAGCGACCUAAACCGGAUGUGUCCGGUCGGUUUACAAGUCCGGUCAAGGAACGGGAAACAGGUAGUAGCCUGUAAGAGUGCGUGCUCCGCCUUCAACUCCCCUCGGUAUUGUUGCACCGGCUCUUUCGGUAACCCACAGUCUUGCAGACCCACUGCUUACUCAAAGAUCUUCAAAGCUGCUUGUCCAAAGGCUUAUUCCUACGCGUAUGAUGACCCCACAAGCAUUGCUACUUGUUCCAAGGCCAAUUAUUUGGUCACCUUUUGUCCCCACCAUGCCCAUUGAUCCUUAAUUAGUGUGAAAUCUUGGUUUGUACGAGAUUAUUUCAUCUGCUCGGAUUUAUUUAUCUUUGAUCUCUUAACGCUUUGGAUGCUCUUUCUGGUUUUAUCAUUGUUUCUUGUUCCUAAUUAGUUAACACAGUGGCAGAGUUCCUCUUCCAAAUUCA
Molecule: messenger RNA, 1003 nt
Organism: Tarenaya hassleriana
Lineage: Eukaryota; Viridiplantae; Streptophyta; Magnoliopsida; Brassicales; Cleomaceae
Product: thaumatin-like protein
Exons: 3
Coding region: 112-843 (243 amino acids)
Biological process (GO): defense response
Cellular component (GO): extracellular region
Source: RefSeq, a predicted model, not a curated record